AUGGCCCAGGAGAAUAUAAACUUUGACAGGGAAUUUCAGUGUGAGACAGGAAGUUUUAUUUCAGUUCAGUGUGGGACAGGAAGUUUUAUUUCAGUUCAGUGUGGGACAGGAAGUUUUAUUUCAGUUCAGUGUGGGACAGGAAAAUCAAAGUUUUAUUUCAGUUCAGUGUGGGACAGGAAAAUCAAAGUUUUAUUUCAGUUCAGUGUGGGACAGGAAGUUUUAUUUCAGUUCAGUGUGGGACAGGAAGUUUUAUUUCAGUUCAGUGUGGGACAGGAAAAUCAAAGUUUUAUUUCAGUUCAGUUUCAGUGUGAGACAGGAAGUUUUAUUUCAGUUCAGUGUGGGACAGGAAGUUUUAUUUCAGUUCAGUGUGGGACAGGAAGUUUUAUUUCAGUUCAGUGUGGGACAGGAAGUUUUAUUUCAGUUCAGUGUGGGACAGGAAGUUUUAUUUCAGUUCAGUUUCAGUGUGGGACAGGAAGUUUUAUUUCAGUUCAGUGUGGGACAGGAAGUUUUAUUUCAGUUCAGUGUGAGACAGGAAGUUAUAUUUCAGUUCAGUGUGAGACAGGAAGUUUUAUUUCAGUUCAGUGUGAGACAGGAAGUUUUAUUUCAGUUCAGUGUGAGACAGGAAGUUUUAUUUCAGUUCAGUGUGAGACAGGAAGUUUUAUUUCAGUUCAGUGUGAGACAGGAAGUUUUAUUUCAGUUCAGUGUGAGACAGGAAGUUUUAUUUCAGUUCAGUGUGGGACAGGAAGUUUUAUUUCAGUUCAGUGUGGGACAGGAAGUUUUAUUUCAGUUCAGUGUGAGACAGGAAGUUUUAUUUCAGUUCAGUGUGGGACAGGAAGUUUUAUUUCAGUUCAGUGUGGGACAGGAAGUUUUAUUUCAGUUCAGUGUGAGACAGGAAGUUUUAUUUCAGUUCAGUGUGGGACAGGAAGUUUUAUUUCAGUUCAGUGUGAGACAGGAAGUUUUAUUUCAGUUCAGUGUGAGACAGGAAGUUAUAUUUCAGUUCAGUGUGAGACAGGAAAAUCGGACCCACAUAUUACCACCACCACCACCACCCCAAUGAAAAAAGAUCAAAUUGAGCCUGCAUUUGUUAGUUGUAAAGGGAAAUGUGAAAAUAAUGAACAGUGA
Ostrea edulis (European flat oyster) is the source of this 1122-nucleotide messenger RNA. RefSeq lists its product as uncharacterized. Lineage: Eukaryota; Metazoa; Mollusca; Bivalvia; Ostreida; Ostreidae. The transcript is spliced from 5 exons. The record is from RefSeq and is a predicted model, not a curated record. Bases 1 to 1122 code for a protein of 373 amino acids.